AUGCAUUCCAACAGUGGAAAAUGCCGAUUGGAGUUCGCUCAUGAAUGGGCGACAAACGACGUCUGGAAUCACGGGUGCAAUUAUCUAGACCAGAAACUGUCUAGUGAAGGGGAUAUGUCGAAUGUCAACGAGGAUGUGAUGUCCGAAUCCGCGAGCGAGACCUUGGUGAAAUCCGAGGGCGACACAUCUGGAAACGGUUCCUUCACUGGCCAGACCUCCCAGGACGAGCUGACUGAGGACAAAUUGCCCCGAAAGAAGAAAAGCUCAGUCAACAAAGUCUCGACACAGCUUGUGCUAGCCAUAUAUGUAAGGGAGACGACUGCAAGCAACGCAUCUGAGGAUGAAAUUGAAACGGCAAAACAUACCGGCCUUAAAUCCAAAUCACGUCGCCGGAAGAUUGAAAAACCAGAGAAGGAGCAAAAAGAACACAAGAAGCAGAUGAAGCAGAAGAAAGCCGAAAGCAAGCAGUACGAGGAGGAGAAGAGUACCCCAGCGAGGAAGAUGGGAACUAGAGAAGAGGAACCUGAAGAACGACAGUUCGAAGAGCACGAAUCCAAGGAGAAAGCCGAAGAGAUGAAGCUUGCAAAGAAGCAGAAGAAGCACAGAAAACUCGAGGCGAAGCUGAGGGAAGAAUCAUGCCGAAAAGAUUCUGCGGCCCUAUCAAGUCGGAAGCGGAAGGCCGACAAUGAAGAUGAAGUUACCACGACUUCAACUACGGCAACAGAAGAAACAGCAUAG
Messenger RNA from Penicillium roqueforti, 738 nucleotides. RefSeq lists its product as uncharacterized. The transcript is spliced from 2 exons. The record is from RefSeq and is a predicted model, not a curated record. The coding region runs from base 1 to 738 and encodes 245 amino acids. NCBI's taxonomy places the organism in Eukaryota, Fungi, Ascomycota, Eurotiomycetes, Eurotiales, Aspergillaceae.